Aedes albopictus (Asian tiger mosquito) is the source of this 4152-nucleotide messenger RNA. RefSeq names its product putative methyltransferase C9orf114. NCBI's taxonomy places the organism in Eukaryota, Metazoa, Arthropoda, Insecta, Diptera, Culicidae. The coding region runs from base 99 to 1568 and encodes 489 amino acids. The record is from RefSeq and is a predicted model, not a curated record. The transcript is spliced from 2 exons.
UGCUUUUGUCUUGUUUAUUUACUCGGGUUCUUAGAUAAAAACUUUACUCAAAAAUCAGUUUUUAGUUAAAUUUUCGUGAAAAACAGUUCGGAAAAACCAUGAAACCAACAUCGGGAAAAGCCGCAAACGCGCACGUUCCGAAAAAGCUAACCGAGCGGCAAAAAAUCGAGCGGAAAGAGUUGAAGCGAAAGAAAAAGCAAGACCGGCUGCUCAAACGAGUGCAGCGGGAGUUCGAACAGGUGGAGCGUGACAAGGCAGCCGCUGUUGAAGUCAAAGUGGAGGCGGUGGCGGAAAAGGAGUUGGUGUCAACCUUGAGCAUCGCUGUACCCGGAUCGAUACUGGACAAUGCCCAAUCGCCCGAACUGCGAACGUACCUGGCCGGCCAAAUUGCGCGGGCAGCUUGCAUCUUCCAGGUGGACGAAGUGGUCGUGUUUGACGAUUGCGGAACCACCGGCAAUCAGGCGACGGAGAAAUUGGGAACCGUUGAUACAUCCGAGGGAAGCACAUCGGCUCGUCGCUGUUGCGUUCAGUUGGCUCGAAUCCUGCAAUAUCUCGAGUGUCCGCAAUACUUGAGGAAGUUUUUCUUCCCCAUUCACAACGACCUUAAAUUUUGCGGCUUGCUUAGCCCUCUCGAUUCGCAGCACCAUCUUCGUCAAGCUAGCGAGUUCGAAUUCCGUGAAGGGAUCGUGACCAACAAACCCACCAAAAACGACAAAUCCUCUUUUGUUAAUGUGGGCUUGCUGAACGACGUCCUGGUGGAUACCCAUCUGGAUCCGGGAGUGCGCGUAACGGUCAAAAUGCCACCAGGGGUGGAUUUGAAGUCGAAGAAGAUCCGUGCUAAAGUAGUUCCGCCGGCUCAGCCACGACAGGAAACCGGAAUCUACUGGGGUUACACGGUGCGAAUAGCCAACUCCCUAUCGCAGGUGUUCACCAAGAGUCCUUACAAAGGGGGAUAUGAUUUGACUGUUGGAACUUCAGACACGGGGACCAACGUCCAAGAGCUGGAACCACAAAGCCUGAAUUACAAACAUGUCCUGGUAGUUUUCGGAGGAGUUCUCGGAUUGGAACCAGCUUUGGAUAACGACCAUAAACUCAAUGUCGACAGCGUCGAGCAGCUGUUUGACCAAUAUCUGAACACAGUUCCGCGUCAGGGAUCGAGAACGGUUCGCACGGAAGAAGCCAUUCUAAUAUCGUUGGCCGCUCUCGGAGAAAAGUUAGCUCCGACUGUCAGGCCGAAGGAGUUCACCAGCUUCGAAGCCAUCCCGCAGAGUCAGGACACCGGAAUCCAACAGUAUGCAUUCAACGAGAAGAAACGAAAGCAUAUGGCACCGGUCGUAGAGACCGUUGAACCGCAACCAAGGGAAAAAGAUGCUUCAGCUGGAUUCUAUAACAUUCCCCAGAAAACCAUUCCCCAGAAUACCAAUCCCCAGAAUUCCAUUCCCCAGAAAACCAUUUCCCAGAAUGUACCAUUCCCCAGAAUGUACCAUUUCCCAGAAAUCCAUUCCCCAGAAUGCACCAUUCCCCAGAAAUCCAUUCCCCAGAAUGUACCAUUCCCCAGAAAAGUUUAAUAUACUCUGCUAAAAAGUUUAAUUCGAUACACAAACAGUAAAAUGUUGAUCAUAAUGAUAUGUUAUACCCCGGACAGACAUGUGAUACGAGUAUGAUUCCUGUACAACGGUACGCAGUGUCAAGAAAAUUCUAACAAGACUGACUUGAACUGAGAGAAUUUUCAGUAUGGAACUCAUUUCAAGCGUAAUUGUACAGUGAUUCUUGUAUCACAUGUGUGUCAUAAGUAUUAUAGGCAAGGAUUUUAACAUUAUAGUGUUAUUACGAGCAAACAUCUAUUUCUGGUACGGUAUAUGUAACAAAUUAAUGUACAUACAUACAUAUCCAUAAAAAUAUUCUACAAUGGUUCAAACGUUUAAUUACCAUUGUACACAGUUGCAUGUUGAUCUUUAAACCUAUCUUGAAAGUUUACAAACUGUUAGUUGCGUUGCUAUAAAAUGUUUUGUUUUUGACAGAUUUGUGAAAAUUGUGCAGCACUUGUUUUACGAUGAAUAACGUUUUAAAAGUGAUGUGCAAAAUUUACAGAGAAAACGCAUAUUCUUCUGAUGUUGUUCAGUGUACAAGAUACUAAAGACUCAACUGACCACGUUUUUCUUUGCAAACGGUUGGAGGGAUCCAUCCCAAUGGCUGUUCCCAAUUAUUCGCUUCAAAGGCUCUUCAUUCAUGCGGUAUGAGAAGGGCUUUCAUCAUUAUUCCAAUACUAUGGAAUGGAAUAGAAAAAGUGAACAUAUAAGCAGUUUUAAUGCCAACAAUUCUAAAUAUUUUUAAUGAAGAAGGGAAAAAGUAUCAUUGUUUUCCUUUUGGCAUUCAAAAACCCAACAAUGUUCCUUCUUUUUAAACAAUAUUCUUCUUAAAAUUAAGGCAAUUAGUAUUUUUUUUUAAUUAUAACUGCUUACAUUUUCAACAUAGAUUCUCCCUUCUUUUCUACAUAGGCUGUUCUUUCGAAUUGCACUUUUCAGGAAAUUAUGGGCAUUAUUACAACCACCGGUGUUAAAUUGCUGUUAUAUUUAUUAUAUAUUUUUUCAAAUUUCUAUACACCUGUGCUUGUGGUGCCGAUUGUAAUUAGCCUAAACAUUGUAACUCGAAAGAACAGCCUAUGUAGAAAAGAAGGGAAAAUCUAUGUUGAAAAAGUAAGCAGUUGUGAUGCCGAUAAUUUCCUGAAAAGUGCAAUUCGAAAGAACAGCCUAUGCAGCAAAGAAGGAGAAGUCUAUGUUGAAAAUGAAAGCAGUUAUAAUUCCAAUAAUUGUAUCAAUUGCCUAAAUUCUAAAAAAAAGCUUGUUUAAAAAAAGGAACAGUGUUGGGUUUUUGAAUACCGCAAGGAAAACAAUGUCACCACAGUCAAACGGACGUAACACUUCGAACAUUUCUCGGAUACUUUUUCAAAACGACGUAUAAUACACGCAAAUGCUAUGUUGAUACGUCGUUUUGAAAAAGUAUCCGAGAUUUUUCGAUUUAAAUUUUAGUCUCGGAAAUAGGUUCGCUUAAUUCUAAAAGGACUGAAUUUGGCCAAUCAUCAACUAGGUGGCAGUAGUGAGCAAACGUCAAACUCAAACAAAAACUAUGCGAGCGCCGCGAAUUGGCAGUUGGUCAACUAUCAAAUUUUCAAAUAAACUGUUAAAUCGAUGUACGAUGGCAAUUAUCAGAGUGUUACGUUUCCUUCUUCGUUAAAACAAAUGUUUGAGUCGUUAUAAGAAUUGUUGGCAUUACAACUGCUUAUAUGUUUAUCAAAAAUUUUCCCUUCUUUUGCAUAGGCUGUUCUUUCCAGUUGCACUUUUCAAGAAAUUAUCGGCAUUGCAACUGCUUACUUUUUUAACAUAGAUUCUCCCUUCUUUUUUGCAUAGGCUGUUCUUUCGAAUUGCACUUUUCGGGAAAUUAUGGGCAUUACAGCCUCCACCGGUGUUAAAAUUGCUGUUAUAUUUAUUUCAUAUUUUUUUUCUAAAUUUCUAAACACCUGUGCUUGUGGUAUCGAUAAUUACCUGAAUAGUGUAACUUGUAAGAAUAGCCUAUGCAGAAAAGAAGGAAAAAAUUACGUAGAAAAUGUAAGAAGUUUUGAUGCCGAUAAUUUACUGAAAAGUACAAUUCGAAAGAACAGCCUAUGCAGAAAAGAAGGAAAAAUGUAUGUUGAAAAAGUAAGCAGUUGCGAUGCCAAUAAUUAUACCAAUAGCUUAAAUUGUAAAGGCAAAUCAUGCUUAUUUCCGAAGUUUUUCUUGUCAAAUAAGAAUUUUUGGCAGGAUGUUUCUUCCGGUGAUUUUUUACGAAUAAAUAUUUGAUGUUUAGCUAUUAAUAUAAACCAUUCAGAAUUAAAGCAAUAGUUUUAUUUUUUUCUGGGGAAUGGUACAUUCUGGCGAAUGGAAUUCUGGGGAAUGGUACAUUCUGGGGAAUGGGUUUCUGGGAAAUGGUUUUCUGGGGAAUGGUACAUUCUGGGGAAUGGAAUUCUGGGGAUUGGUUUUCUGGGGAAUGGUUUUCUGGGGAAUGUUAUAGAAUCCUUCAGCUGCAUCGGCCUCGGAAGACGAUAUGGCCAGGUUUGAUUAAAUUCAAUGACAAGUAAGUACACGUAGUUCUUCAAAGCUCUAUAUUAUUCAACAA